Molecule: messenger RNA, 5084 nt
Organism: Cornus florida
Lineage: Eukaryota; Viridiplantae; Streptophyta; Magnoliopsida; Cornales; Cornaceae
Exons: 9
Coding region: 901-4950 (1349 amino acids)
Source: RefSeq, a predicted model, not a curated record
CCCCUCCCCAUAAGCACAACCAGGAAAAAUACCACCGUCUCCCUCUCUCCCUCCCUUCGUCUCUCCUCUUCCCCUCUCUCUCUCCUGAAAUCUGAUUCGCACUCAGACUCUUUUAGUUCGUUACACUCGUUUCUCUUUCGUAUUUUGGAUUUACGAUCUUCAAAAUUUCAACUUUGUAUCAAUAGCAAUAUCAGUUUAUGGUGGUUCAAUCUACUCUUCGUGCCUCUCAAUCUUCGCGUGUACUCUAACCAUAACAUUCGUCGACAUUGCACAAAUCUCGAGAUUGAUGGCCUUCUUGUCUUCCUCGAAACCCUAAAGCAGUCUCAGUUAGGAGUCCGAUGAUCUGACUAUUGUAUGAUCAAAUUUUUUUUCUCAAACUCCUUAAGUAGUCCCUCUUUAGGGUUUCGAUUCUAAUUUCUAUUGUUCUUUUGUAUCUAAAAUUGUUGUUCUUUUCCUAAUUUAACAUCCCGUUAACUUUCUAAUUCAAUUUUCUUAUUUGACUUUUUAAAAUUUCUUGUAUUUUGUAAUAAAAGUGCUCAUCUUGAAUGUUGUUUUAGGGUUCUACUUUUGUAACGAUUUUCUAUAAAUACGCUAUUUUUGUUUUUCUUUCAAGGCUUAUAGUAGCAGUGCUGACCAUUUGUAAAAUAAAAUAAUAAUAAUAAUACUCAUAUGCAUAUAUAUGUAAUAUGUGGUGUUCUAUAAGUUUCUAUUUGCUACAAAUUUGACUUCAGUUUGUGAAAAUUAUUUUCUGGGCAACUGGGAAGAAAAGUUUAUAACUCUCUCUUUUUUUCACUCUAAAGAUAUAAAGUAUAGUUCUAUUUAUUUAUUUAUUUUUGGGGCGCAAAUAAUAGAGUUGUCAUAGUGUAAGCAAGCAGUGGGCUAGUUAGGGGAUAGCCGUGCAUGGGCGAACAUGAGAGCUGGGCACAGCCAAGUGGCCUAUUGCCAAACGGCCUUUUGCCCAAUGCAGGUCCAGUAAUCCGAGUCCUUGACUCGGAGAGAUGGUUAAAGGCCGAGGAGAGAACCGCAGAGCUUAUUGUCUGCAUUCAGCCCAACCCACCAUCGGAAGAGCGCAGAAAGGCAGUUGCCCAUUAUGUGCAACAACUCGUCAUGAAGUGCUUCCCUUGCCAGGUCUUUACUUUUGGGUCUGUACCCCUUAAAACUUAUUUACCUGAUGGAGACAUUGACUUAUCAGCGUUUAGUAACAAUCAAAGUCUGAAGGAAACAUGGGCUAAUCAGGUUCGUGAUAUGCUGGAGAAUGAGGAGAAGAACGAGAAUGCUGAAUUUCAUGUAAAGGAGGUUCAGUACAUUCAAGCAGAAGUGAAGAUAAUAAAGUGUCUAGUCGAAAACAUCGUGGUAGACAUAUCUUUUAACCAGCUUGGUGGGUUAUGCACCCUUUGCUUCCUUGAGGAGGUUGAUCACUUGAUAAAUCAGAAUCAUUUAUUCAAGCGUAGCAUUAUAUUGAUUAAGGCAUGGUGUUAUUAUGAGAGCCGGAUACUGGGUGCUCACCAUGGACUUAUCUCAACCUAUGCGCUGGAGACUUUGGUUCUUUACAUAUUUCAUGUUUAUAACAAUUCCUUCUCUGGACCACUUGAGGUCCUUUACCGUUUUCUGGAAUUUUUUAGUAACUUUGACUGGGACAAUUUUUGUGUUAGCCUGUGGGGUCCUGUAACUAUUAGUUCUCUUCCAGAUGUAACAGCGGAACCUCCCCGAAAGGACAGCGGAGAAUUGCUGCUUAGCAAAGUGUUUCUUGAUGCUUGUAGCUCUGUAUAUGCUGUUUUUCCUGGUGGACAAGAAAAUCAGGGACAACCUUUUGUAUCCAAACAUUUUAAUGUUAUUGAUCCUUUACGAGUAAACAACAAUCUUGGACGUAGUGUCAGUAAAGGAAACUUUUUUAGGAUACGCAGUGCGUUCACUUUUGGGGCUAAAAGGCUGGCAAGAUUACUUGAUUGCCCCAAAGAAAACCUAGUUUUUGAAAUAAAUCAAUUCUUUUUGAAUACAUGGGAUAGGCAUGGCAGUGGCCAUAGGCCUGAUGCACCGAGUACCGAUUUGUGGCGCUUGAGAUUGUCAACUCCAGAUCAUCUACGAGGGUCUGAGAUCCUCAAGAACAAUUCAAGUGGCAAAAAAUUGAGCAGCAGUUCCUCUGGUCGUGAGACUGAGGUUGAGGGACCUCAUUCACAUGGUGUUUCCUCCCAACAUGGUAGUUAUCCCUCCGAAAGCAUGUCUAGGAACAGUGAUGUUUCUGCGGCUUCUCGCGCUCAAAGUCAAAAGAAUUAUGCCAACCUAAACAGCUCAAGGAUCUCUGAUCAGAUUGUCCGGGGAGUUAAUUCUAAUCAGGUUGCACAUACUGACAAUAGUCAAAGAAAUAUUAAAUCUGAUCACUUGGUGAACGACGUUCAGGGAAGGUUUCUUUUUGCAAGAACACGCUCUAGUCCUGAGCUAACUGACACAUAUAGUGAUGUUUCUUCUCGGGGAAGGCACAACAGAGCACCAGAUAGUGGGAAGAAUCAGGCUAUUUCAGCAAGACUGGAUGGUAGCAGGCAGAAGAACCUUGGUGCUGAAAAUUUAGCAAGCCAUGGUGGCCGAUCUUCAACUGAUGAUUUUUCAUCUGUCCACCAUUUUUCAUCUCAUCAAACUCUCGAAACUGCUGCUGACUCGAACAGUGCUUCAAAUAAUUAUCACCAUGACUCUGGUUUAGGUUCCAUGGGUGAAGAACUUUCUUCUGUCAUUGGGACGCAAGGGAUGCAUCAGGAGGAGCAAGACCUUGUGAACGUGAUGUCAUCUUCUGCAAUCCAUGGUUUUAAUGGACAGGUUCAUUUACCACUGAAUUUAGCUUCAGGUCACCUACCUUUUCCACUCUCACCAUCUGUUUUAGCUUCUAUGGGAUAUGCGCACAGAAAUUUAGCUGGAAUGGUUCCAACUAAUAUUCCCUUGAUUGAUCCUUCUUAUACAAAUAUGCAAUAUCCUCACAAUUUGGUUUCUCCACCGUUAAACCAUUACUUCCCAGGCAUUGGAUUGACCUCAAAUUUAGAAGAGUCAGUUGAUCCAGGUAAUGAAAAUUUUGGUUCUACGGAAAUGAACUUACGAGAGGCGGGGCAUGAUUUCUGGCAGGAGCAGGAUGUGGGCUCCACAGGAGGAUUUGACUCUGAUAAUGGAAAUUUUGAGAUGGUUCAGACCGAUGGUAAGCCACUGUCAACUUCAUCAGGUUUUAACGCUGUUCCUUCAUCUCGGGUAAGUGGCUCUGGCAGUUCAUUAAGAGUUCAACAGAAGUUCACCAAAGAAAGCCGAGGGUCAUUGCAGGAAGAUCAUCUACAUAAUUUCCAUUAUCAAGAUAACAGGGGAAAUGAUGGUUACUCUGAUGAAAGAACAGAAAGUUCAAGGUUCUCGCCUGCUGUUCACAGUAGUUCAUUAAGAAGUAAAACCUCUUCUGAAAAUUCCUGGGAUGGAUCGUCGGCAAAGGGCUCAAAAUCAAUUAGGGAAAAAAGGGGAAAGAAAACUCUUGCAGAGCCAUCUACUGUUUAUGGGAAAGGUAAAGGCAUGUCUGAACAUGCAUUUACUAGGGCAGAGGAGGACGAUGGGGAUUGGAAUCAGCCAUCAGACAUGGGUGCUGAAAUGGCAGAAAGAAUUUCAGGACCUCAAUCUGUUACUUCUUUGCAUGUCCCUAGGCAUCAGUUACCUGGUUAUGAACCAGCUCAGACAAGCGGAUCAGAUUCAGUGAUACCCAUUACUUCGAUGCUCUUAGGUCCUGGUUCUCGGCAAAGAGUGAUGGACAAUUCUGGGGUUGUUCCCUUUGCGUUUUAUCCUACAGGGCCACCAUUUCCAUUCCUUACAAUGCUUCCAGUGUAUAAUGUUCCACCUGAGACCGGAACUUCUGAGGCGUCAACAAGCCAUUUUGGUGGGGAUGAUGGCUUGGAUAACAGUGAUUCUGGUCAGAACUUCGAUUCAUGUGAGGAGUUAAGUACUUCUAAUUCUUUUAGAGGGGCUCCUUCUCUUGAGACAUCCGAUGAAUAUAAGUCUGAUAUUCUUAACGGUGACUUUCCUAGCCACUGGCAAAAUUUGCAAUUUGGGCGGUUCUGCCAAAACCCACGGUACCAUGAGCCUGUUGUUUAUCCCUCACCUGUCAUGGUACCACCUAUGUAUCUACAGGGUCGUAUCCCUUGGGACGGUCCUGGAAGACCUCUUUCAGCCAACAUGAACCUCUUCACUCAGUUUAUGAGUUGUGGUUCUCGUCUUGUUCCAGUUGCUCCUCUGCAAUCUGUUUCGAAUAGACCUCCCAAUGUUUAUCAACGGUAUACUGAUGAUACACCAAGAUACCGUAGUGGGACUGGAACUUACCUGCCAAACCCUAAGGUGUCUGUUAGGGACCGUCAUUCUUCAGGGAAUAGAAGGGGAAAUUACAAUCAUGACAGAAGUGAUAACCAUUCCGACAGAGAGGGGAACUGGAAUAUGACUUCAAAAUCACGAUCUGCCGGGCGUGGCCGCGAUCGCAGCCAAACUGAGAAGUCAAACUCAAGGCUGGACCGGUUGGCCUCCAGUGAGAACCGAGCCGAUAGGUCAUGGAGCUCAUACAGACAUGACUCAUUGCCUUCAUACCAGUCUCAGAACGGUCAGUUGCGCUCUAACUCCGGCCAGAAUGGUCCUCCCAGUGUGGCAUAUGGCAUGUAUCCUUUACCUGCCAUGAACCCCAAUGGAAUGUCAUCAAGUGGACCAGGUGUUCCACCAUUUGUCAUGGUGUACCCAUUUGACUAUAAUGCCAGUUACAGUUCACAGUCUGAACAACUUGAGUUUGGAUCUCUAGGCCCAGUGGGUUUCUCAGGUGCGAAUGAACAAACAAAUUUAAGUGAGGGAAGUCGAGCAAGGGGAGCAUUGGAGGAACAUAGGUAUCAUGGGGGCUCUGUACAACAUUCUUCCCCAGAUCAACCUUCUUCACCCCACCUUCAAAGGAGGGUUUGAUUAUUUUACCAGAUUGGCGCCCCAAAGGAAUUAUCAGUUGAAAGAUGAAGAUUUUCCACCUCUUGCAUUUCCGAACCAGGUAGAAAAUGAUGGUGGGAGAAAUUAUGAUGAGAAACGUCCCCAAUCCCAGGCUU